This is a messenger RNA of Caenorhabditis bovis, 369 nucleotides long. The record is from the annotation of a GenBank genome assembly. NCBI's taxonomy places the organism in Eukaryota, Metazoa, Nematoda, Chromadorea, Rhabditida, Rhabditidae.
AUGGCUGCCACUCAGAUUCAAUCGCAAGCUGAGGAAGAGGUCAGCAAACUGAAAACUCUCGAACUUGACCGGGAAAAAUAUAUGCAAAAUCGGCAAGAGCUCGAAAUGAAACUUUCGGAGAGCACAAACGUGAAACAGGAAUUGGAUUUGAUGGACGACGACGCGAAAAUUUUCAAGUUGAUCGGCGCAGUUCUCGUUCGUCAGGAUCUCGAUGAGGCGAAAUCAACAGUCGACAAGCGAUUACAAUUCAUCGAGAGCGAAAUCAAAAGAGUCGAAGCGAACAUCACGGAUUGCAAUAAGAAAACCGACGCGCAACGGGAAAAAGUCACGAAAUUGAUGCAGGCGAUGCAAGCGGCCGCCAAAAAAUAA